Molecule: messenger RNA, 1872 nt
Organism: Ochotona princeps (American pika)
Lineage: Eukaryota; Metazoa; Chordata; Mammalia; Lagomorpha; Ochotonidae
Product: DDB1- and CUL4-associated factor 12-like protein 2
Exons: 5
Coding region: 1-1770 (589 amino acids)
Cellular component (GO): Cul4-RING E3 ubiquitin ligase complex
Molecular function (GO): protein binding
Source: RefSeq, a predicted model, not a curated record
AUGGGGAUUGAUGAUGCAGCAGAGGAGCAAGCCCUCUGCACCACCUGUGCCGUCAGUGCCAUUAAAUCUGGGCACAGCUGUGAAAGAUUUACAGGAGUAACUUCAGCGUCUCUCCCUUCAGUUGAGGCAGGAGCAGAGCAGAGCAGUCAAGGAAUCGCUGCUUUCUCUCCUCCCACCUCUGUGCAUCAUUGCAGCCCACCAGCUUUGGCGCCUCCAGUAGAGCCUGAGGCACCGGGCCGAGCCGCUUCUCAGCGAGCGCUGCCGCCAUCUUGGAAUCUCAACCAACGGUCGCUAAAGGUCCUUCAGCUUCCACGCUCUGGAAAACCCGCACUCCAGGCUAAGGCAGAGCAGCCACACGGCCCAACUCUACCCUGGGCAGGCAGCGAAGCCAUCUCCUUCGCCACACCACCCAGGGCAACGCCAAGGUACUGUACCAAACAAGUAGCUGCCACUAGGUCCUCUUUAAAGGAUUUGGCCAUGGAGACCAAAAAGGGACUGCCAGGGACUGGGCUAGCUACACGUCGCUCCCUGGUGCACUACCUGCAGGACCGCCAGGUGGGUGCGCAGGGACGGCUGGCAGAAAGGGGUUUUGAAAGUCAGCUGAACAGCCUCGCAGCACGGAGCCUGCCCCAAAUGUUGAGGGAACACCAACUGGACCUGGGCACCCUCAACAAAGUGUUUGCUUCACAAUGGCUGAAUAACAGGGAAGUGGUGUGUGGCACCAAGUGUAACAAGCUGUUCGUGCUGGACGUGCACUCGGGCCAGAUCACACACUGCCCCCUCAUGGUGGACAGAGAGCCUCCUCGAGCCGGGAGCCUGCCUGGCUGUGGCAUCCACGCCAUUGAGCUGAAUCCCUCCAAGACACUUCUGGCCACAGGGGGCAAGAACCCCAAUAGCCUGGCCGUGUACCAGCUGCCCACCAUGGACCCUGUGUGCCUGGGUGACAUCCAAGGCCACAAAGACUGGAUCUUUGCCAUCGCCUGGGUGAGUGACACCGUGGUGGUGAGCGGUUCCCGUGAUGGCACCCUGGCCUUGUGGCAGUUGGACCGUGAACUUUUCCAGGAUGGCAAUGUUCGGCCCAGUAGCAGUGGCAUCCCCGUGUAUGGCCACAUCCGUCCAAUGGAUAUGGUCGAUAUCUCUACAGACAGUCCUCUUCCCAGUCACCACGAUGUACGUGCCUUGGCCUUCAGCAGCAGAAACCAGGAGCUGGGAUCAGUUUCUCUGGAUGGCUACUUCCACCUCUGGAAACCUCAGAGCAACCUGUCCAGGCUGCUCUCCAUCAGGAUGCCUUACUUUGGAGAAAAUGUGUGCAUGACCUACUGCGAUGAGUUCUCCCUGUAUGCUGUGGGCUCUAGUACCUAUGUCUCUUUCCUGGAUCCACGCCAGCCACAGGACAACUUACGGCCCCUGCACUGCAGGGAUCUCGCCACCAGUGUGUAUUCACUGAGCUACAACCAGGACAUCAUCACCUUGGGAACAGGGCAUGGCUCCCUGCUCUUCUAUGACGUCCGUGCCCACAAGUUCCUAGAGGACAGCCGUGAGAUUUGCCAGGACUCUUCUGCAGGGUCCGGGAGGAGAAUGCUGAAGCUCACCUGUAGCAGGGGCUGGAUCAACCAGGAAACCAUCUGGGCAGACCAGUUUGUAGAUUUAGACCAACCACCAAAUGCACUAUAUACCCACUGCUACAACUGGCCAGAUAUGAAGCUCUUUGUGGCUGGAGGGCCUCUCUUUUCUGCUCUCCAUGGAAACUAUGCUGGCCUGUGGAGCUGAGGAUGACUGCUAUUGCUCAAGGUACUCAUUGACACCCUCUACUUCUUUGUGUUUUCCACUGUUGUGCUGAGUUCAUGCUUUUAAUUUCCUAAUUUUUGCUUU